CACUGAGCUCGGUGGGCCCUCGUCCUUCCCGAUUGUCCACCCUGUACCUGAAGGAAGCUUAGCAGCUGGUCCCUCAGAACAGGUUUAAGAUAGCGCCGAAUGAGGGGGCAAGGGAAAUGCCGACCAAUUGCGCUGCAGCAGGCUGUGCUACUACCUACAACAAGCACAUUAACAUCAGCUUCCACAGGUUUCCCUUGGAUCCUAAAAGAAGAAAAGAAUGGGUUCGCCUGGUUAGGCGCAAAAAUUUUGUGCCAGGAAAACACACUUUUCUUUGUUCAAAGCACUUUGAAGCCUCCUGUUUUGACCUAACAGGACAGACUCGACGACUUAAAAUGGAUGCUGUUCCAACUAUUUUUGAUUUUUGUACCCAUAUAAAGUCUAUGGAACUAAAGUCAAGGAAUCUUUUGAAGAAAAACAAGAAUUGCUCUCCAGCUGGACCAUCUAAUUUGAAAUCAAACAGUAGUAGUCACCAAGUACUGCUUGAACACAGUUAUGCCUUUAGGAAUCCUAUGGAAGCAAAAAAAAGGAUAAUUAAACUGGAAAAAGAAAUAGCAACCUUAAGAAGAAAAAUGAAAAUUUGCCUACAGAAAGAACGAAGAGCAACUCGAAGAUGGAUCAAAGCUACAUAUUUGAUAAAAAAUUUAGAAGCAAAUAAUGUAUUACCUAAGGGCACUUCAGAACACAUUUUACCAGCUGCAUUAAGCAGUCUUCCUUUGGAAGAUUUCAAGACUCUUGAGCAACAUCAGGAUAAAACAUUACCAAUUCUCUAAAUCUAAAAUGUCUGAGAGUACCUUCACUUAAGUUUUCCUGCAUAGAACUUUAUGCCCAUCCAUCAUUCUUUUCAGAGAUAAAUAUAUUUAUGGCAAUUAUGCCAAAAUUGAGUAUUUAAUGAAGUUUUGCGUGAAAUAAAAUUAUUACUAUAUAUAUAAUUUAUGAAGACUUGAGUACAAAAAAAAUUUAUGAAACUUUUAGUUGAGAAUGAAUGGAAGUGCCUUACUGAGAGUUAUAUAUAGCACUUAGAAAUUUUGCUAGAAAGUUGUAUGUUUGCAAGGUUUUUGUUUUUGUCUGUUUAAGUUACCGUUAAAGCAUGUGUGUGAGCUGGGAGUGGUGGCGGGGAAAAAAAAAAAAAGGGUGUCUGUAAUUCCAGCACUCAAGAGGCCGAGGCAGGAGAAUCUCUGGAGUUCAAGGCCAGCCUGGGCUACAAAGUGAGUUCAAGGACAGCCUGAACUGCAUAGUGAAACCCUGUCUCAAAAAGACGAAAAUAAUAAUAAACUACUGUUAAAGAACACCCUGUCACACAUAAUACGUUUAUAAUUUUUUUUCUUUUUAAAGUUUUUUCUGUACCAAAGUCAGGGUUUGAUAAGAUUCCAAAUGCUAAUUAUUCAUGUUAAAUGUGACCUUAAAAUUCUUCGAUUUUUUUUUUUUUUUUUUUUUUUUUUUUUUUUUUUUUGAAACAUGGUCUUGCUAUGCAGUUCAGGCUAGACUUGGGCUCACUUUGUAGCCCACGCUGGUCUCAAAUUUGCAGUGAUCCUCCUGCCUCAACCUCUCAAAUGCUGGAAUUACAAGAGUGUACCACACCCAGCUUUACUUUUUUUUUCCUGGAUUUUGUUUUAUUGACAUUACUGUUUGAAAAUUUAUAGAACAAAGCUGAGGGAAAGUUUUUUAAACUGUAUGUCUUUUACCAUUAGAAGUAAGUUUAUCAUGGCCUGCCUUAUAAGGAUGCUAGAUUUAAAAAUAGUUUGUAAGAUGUUUUUAAAAUAAUGAAGUACCAAAAAAAGAAAAAAAGCAAAGAAAAGAAUGAAAUACCUUUGAAUCAUUCAAAUAAGUAAGGCCUCCUGUACCUCAAGACUACUAAAAGCUAGUAGCUAAUGAUACUCCGCUUCUAAGAAAACAAGUUGUAAAAUAAUUCAGAGUUCACAAUCUAGCUUUUAUCUUGAUAAAACAGAUACAUUUGUACUGCUCUUUUUCUCAUGAUAAUUCUGAGUUUCCAACUUCAAAGUGGAUAAAUUAAGAGGCAAACAGGUUACCAAGUUUCUUGUUAGGCAUACCCCUAAGCAUCUGUGUGUUUUAUUGUUUUUAACUACUUUCUUUAUCUCAAAAAUAACAUAUGAAUAUAGUAAACUAUUUUCCCCCUAGAAAACCCAAUCAAAAAGUACUGAGCCAGGGAUAUAGCUCAUCAGCACAGUGCCUGCCUGGCAAUCAUGAGAUAGUGAAUUUGAUUCCUGGUACCAAAACAAAAAAAUCAGAAAAAUCUCAUUCCUCUAAUUUAUUCUUCUUAGGCUGGAGGUAUAGCUCAGCAGAAUAGUGCCUGCUUAAUACAUGCAAGGUCCUGCGUUCAUUCCUGGUUCCAAAAAGAAGUAUUACAUUGUAUCUUUAUAAUUAACUACUUAAACUGUAGUUGAUUAUCUUACAUGUAGCUUUUCCUCUCUCUCUCUCUCUCUCUCUCUCUCUCUCUCUCCCCCUCUCUCUCUGUCUGGUGAGUCAGACAGAGCACACCUAAUACAUAUGGGAAAUGAAAUGUAUUCUUUAUGAAAACUACUUGUGUUGGGCCAAGGGUUUAGCUCAGUGGCACAGGUGCCUGCCAGGCAAGUGUGAGUCAUGAAUUUGACCCCCAGUACUUUAAAAAAAAAAAAAGCUGCAUGUUUUGAUAAAGCUAUGCAAAUACUAUUUAUUUUAUAAAAUAGAAGCAUCAUAAUCAUUUGUAUGGUUGCCACUUGAAUUAAAGUGUUUGCUUUAUUUCAUCAAAUAUUUAAUAAGGACCCUUUCCUCCAAAAAGCUUUGAUAAGUAUAAAAAUUUAUUAGAAGUAUAAUCAAGUUAUUUAAUCCUUCUUUGUGAUAUUACCAUAUGAAAAUAGCAUAUAUACCUUGUUAUGAAUUACCACAAAUCUUUGCUAAAAAGUUAAGACCUUUCUUGCCAACUGUUUGGAUAGUCUCUUUUACUUUUUUAAAAUAAGACUUGCUUAAAUCCUAGCAGUAGUCUUUUCAUAGUAUUAACACAAAAAGACUUUACUGGGGAUUGAACCCAUAGGGUCACACAUAAGCUUUAUCACUGAGCUACAUUUCUAAUGCUUGCUUUAUUUUGAGACAAGAUCUCACUAAAUUGUUUGGACUAGCUUUGAACUUGCAAUCAUGCUGCCUCUGCCUCCUGAGUAGCAUGGGCCACUGUGACUGGCAGCAUUCUUUCUAGUAAGGAAUGUUUUCUAAGCAAAUGUAAAGGUAGGAAAUGUUUCUUAGUUCACAUGAGCUGUUUAUAACAAAUAUUUAUGAAAAUCUUUUGUAGAUGGUAUAAAUCUUAAGUCAUUUUAUAUUUAUCUUAAAUAUUGGAUGUAUUUCCUUACAAUUAUCACUACAUUUUUUUCUAGUAUUAUUUCAAAUACCUUUAUAUACUCUUAUAUUCUAGUAUAUAAUCAUGAGCAAACACUGUUCAUAUCUACAAUGUAAUUCAAAAUAAAUUGGACAAAUUAUGAUUUAAAGUUUUCCAAGUUUUGAUUUUCAUGUAGUUCACCAUCUACCUCAAAUACUAUACACUAAUUAUUGCAACUUAGGUCCUGUGUACAGUAUCUUAGUAUUGACAUAAACAAAAAACAGUCAGUGAAGAAACUACCCCUUUAGUAAUUUUAGAGUGAAUUUUUUGUGUUUUCUCCUGGCCAUUUUCUUGUUACUCUCAUAAUGUGCUCUGAACUCGCCCUACAUCAAAUUGUUUUAUUAACUACAUCUGUCUCUAGCUUUAUUCAUGGAGAAAUAAAAUCCUUUCUAAAAUCUUUUUUCAUUUUGCAGAUAAGAUUUCUUAGUAUUCUGACAAUGUGCGAUUAAACUAAUCAAAAUGAUAACUUUUUCCUCAACUGGACACAGUGAAUAACUUAUUUUCAUUCAUUGUAUAUUCUGACUACUAACCUCUAUAAAAAAGUAGCCAAAGGUCAGGAGCUUGAUACAAAGAUGAAUACUGGGCUGCAAAAUGUAGCUCAGUAGCAGAGCACAUGGUUAGCAUACAUGAGACCCUAGCCUAGCACCAAAAAAGAAAAGAAAAGAAACAAGGCUGAUUUUCUGCUCUUAUGUUCAAAGUCUUUUUAGAGGAACAGAUAAUAUGUAUACUAUAUGUAUGAUACUAUAUGUAUACUAUAGUAUGAUAAAUGCUAAAAAAAAGAAAUACAUGCAAAGUACUUUGGUAAACACUGUUGAACUCAGUGGAAACAGGAACUUAGAGACAUUUUGUAAUCAAAUGCUUUUCUCUGAAGCAAACAGAUUUCUUAUAAUGACUUACCAAAGGCAGUAAGGACAGUGAUAUUUGACUUGAAUAUGGUAUUGAGUUGUAAGACAUUUUUACUUUAAAAUGCUUAACUAAUUCAUAAUAAAACCUUUUCUAAAAAAAAGACACUGCUAUAAAAAUAUUACAUCAAAGCCAAAUCUUAUUUUAUUUAGUUUGAUAUUUUAUACAAAAUGACAGUUACACAGAUUUCUAAAACAACUCAAUCUUAUGUAAUAAUUGGUACCCAUUCCUUUUCUUUUCCUUUACAGAAAUACGUGUGUGUUAAGUAGUAGUAUCUCUGAUUUAGACAGGAAGAAAUCUUUAUAUUUUUUCACUCAGACAUAUAUUCUCUACCAACUUUCACUAGAGAUAAAAAUUACUGUGGACUAGAAAGUUCUAGAAUGUUAUAGGUCUGGUUCUAAAUCCUCUGCCUUCCACAUUCUAAUUCUUUAAUAAAUGUGUUGUAUAGAACAAAUCAUGUCUCUUAAAAACAAAAAUAUAAAAUUUUAUAUAUGUGUAAAAAUAGUCUGUGUGGUCAUUGGUGAUCUUUUCUAAGUAGACGAUAAUGUUUUAUCUCAUUACUAAAUUUUAGAAUAUGGGUAAAUUUUAAUUUUGGUGUAAUACACAAAAUGAUCCAUCUUUGUACCAGAAAUGGAGUUCUUUUGAUAAUUAGAAGUUGGAGACUUUCUAAAAUUAAACAUUUUGUAAUGCAUAUUAAGCAAUUGUAUGUUCACAAAAAUGUAUCUAAAGUACAUUGAUAUUAAAAUUUUUUUCCAGUGAAAUUACUGUUCUGCCUGUGAUUCCCCCAAAAUACAAACAUUUCUGUGGAAGUUCCUGCCUUAAUUUGACCCCUUAAAAAGAGUUCUAUAGAAUUCCUUCUUCAAUUGAAGCAAAUUGUAAAAUUGGUAAAGAUAUGUAAUGUUCUGAGAAGGAAUUAGUUUCACUUGUGUUACAGUUAAAUAUACAUUGUAGUUUAUUUACACUGAUAAAUGCUGUUUAUAUAAUCUGGGUCAGAUACAUGAAAGACUAAAAAAAAUGCUUCUAAGAGUCUGAUCUGACAAUAAUUUGAUACUUAUAUAAAGAUUGAUUUGUAGAUAUAAUAAGCAUAGUUUUAAAUGAUUGUGAUUUUCUUACAAAAUUUUUCUGAUUAAAAUACUGUUCUUGGCUAGGCAUGGUAGUCCACACCUAUAAUCCCAGCACUCAGGAGGCUGAAGUGGAAGAUUGCUUGUGAGUUCAAAGCCAGCUGGGCAACACAGCAAGAACAAACCAAAGAAUUUAUCUCAACCAAAAAUUCAAAAAUGAAUAUUGUUCUUUAUUCCAAAAUAUUAACAUUUACUAAGAUAUAUGGAGCCAACUAGCAUGAGCCUAAUAGAGAUAGUGCCUGUCCUCAAGACUAUAGGUAUAAUAUAGUUCAUUUACUUAUUUUGUGCCCUUAUGUUCUGACCUCCUCGUCUCUUUUUGAAUGAAUUAAAUUUAAUACUACAGAUUUGUCUUUAACUGGUUGCCUAGUCUUUUCAAAUUUGUGCUCCAGAAGUUUAACAAAAUUGGUGGAUUUAAUGUCAAGAAAUUGCAUAUGUGCCUAUCUCAGGUAGUUUCUCAGUUUAAUAAAAUUUUUGUGAAUAUUGCAAACCAUAA
Cavia porcellus (domestic guinea pig) is the source of this 5881-nucleotide messenger RNA. RefSeq names its product THAP domain containing 2 (gene Thap2). Gene Ontology annotation, cellular component: nucleus. The record is from RefSeq and is a predicted model, not a curated record. NCBI's taxonomy places the organism in Eukaryota, Metazoa, Chordata, Mammalia, Rodentia, Caviidae. Bases 117 to 770 code for a protein of 217 amino acids. The transcript is spliced from 3 exons.